Messenger RNA from Coprinopsis cinerea okayama7#130, 3633 nucleotides. RefSeq names its product nuclear elongation and deformation protein 1. Gene Ontology annotation, biological process: triglyceride biosynthetic process; fatty acid catabolic process. Gene Ontology annotation, molecular function: phosphatidate phosphatase activity. The record is from RefSeq and is a predicted model, not a curated record. Gene Ontology annotation, cellular component: nucleus. The coding region runs from base 1 to 3633 and encodes 1210 amino acids. The transcript has 10 exons. NCBI's taxonomy places the organism in Eukaryota, Fungi, Basidiomycota, Agaricomycetes, Agaricales, Psathyrellaceae.
AUGAACUAUAUACGCGGCGUCGCAAAUGCUAUAAGCGCUCCUUACCAGUAUUACAAGGAACUACCGCCAAUAAACCCCUCCACAUUAACAGGAGCCAUCGAUGUCAUCGUCAUACAGCGUCCAGGGCCUGACGGCGACACGGAGCUUGCAUGCUCACCGUUCCAUGUACGCUUUGGAAAAUGGCAGGUCCUUCGACCAGGCGAGAAGAAGGUCAACGUUUCGGUCAAUGGCAACCCCAUUCCGUUCAGCAUGAAGAUCGGAGACGCUGGGGAGGCCUUCUUCGUGUUCGAGACAGACGAAGACGUUCCAGACGAGCUUAUUACCAGUCCUAUCCUCCAGCCCACCACUCCCGAAGUGAUUCCACACGAGGCGACAGACCGCUUUGGGGCAAAAGACGAGGGCAAGUCCGCUACGGAGGGGGACGACUCAGAGAGACAAGAAGACAAGAUACGGAGAGAGGAAGUGAGCAGCCAGGAACCAGACUAUCUCGACCUCAAUGCACAAGGCAACGAUGCUUCGCAUACAGGCAGAAAGCACGACGACGACGAUAGAGCCAGUUUCCACAACACCACACCGAAACAAACCCACCAUACUCCCUCUUUCUUGAAGAGGUCGGAUUCCAGGGCCACAAUAAAUCAGCAGAGUAGCCUGUCAGUUCGGCCUCCACUUACUCCAAGAGAUUCCUUGUCUGGAGAACGAACGCCAGAGAUGGAAUAUCAGGAUAGGCGUGUAGACGAGGCGCUUAAAGUGCUUGGUGGUGACGCUCACGCUCCGGAGGUCGAAUACCACUCGGAUAUUGCAUUGGACAUGGAGGGAUAUCAUGCCGGAUACCAUGACCGCGAAAGGUCAGAUCGAACCGUCCGGUCCUCAGAGACGGAUGACUACGAUUCGCUGAGUCCAAGUCUCUCUCGUCGCCCGUCCAAUCAACCAAGCCCUCCCGCUUCCGCCUCCUCGUCCCAACACGCCGAAGACUCACUUAACGCCGGAUCUUUACCGUUCCCCGUCUUCCGCGCAACCUCUGAACCUCCACCUGACGUCAUGGAACAAGUCGAAGACACAGAGUCCGCCAACACUAUCCCUGGGCCUUCCGCUGAGACAGCCCAAAAGAACAAGGGUGCCAAACCCGCGACAUCUUCGCACCUCCAGAUCCAAGAAUAUUCUUGGGAAUGGGGCGCAUUCCCUACGCCAUCACCUAUGAAAGCUACUUUCUCCAAAAGUGGACGGCUCGAAGGCCCGCUGUACAAUCCGAGCGGGAACCAUCGUAGGACGAAGACGUUGCAAAUCAAGAACGGUCGGCUUGGAGGCAUGCAGCUGCCGCUGUUGCAGGAUAGUGAUGAGGAGGUGGCGGGAGAUGACGACCAUAAGCCUAGGACACAUCGAGGGAGAAGUUUGGCGGAGAAAGAGCAUGGGAGGAGUCAUAGCGUUCCUGCUGCCAUCCAGGGAAGUCCGAAUAGACGUAAGGAGAAAAGGAGGAAAAGACAGUGGAAGGAGUACGAAGACUACGACGAAGAGGUGCCGUCGGGCGAUCUGGGCCCCGAGCGGCGGCCCACGAUGGUCAGUGGAGAUACGAUCAAGGGCGAUGAAUUUGGGAUUGGGGGUACGCUUCGGGCGAACAAGCAUGACCCAACCAAGUUUAUUCUCUCGAUCGAAGGUCGGCGGGUUGGUUUCCAGAUCAGCAUUCUCCCAGAGGACGCGACGCCCAAAUCUGAGGGUGAAACGGAGGAUCAGAACAAAGCAGCUGUUCAUCGGUUCUUCAAGAACAGCGAUUGUGUGGAUACUGCCCGCGUUUUCGCGGAAGGUUUGGUCAACUUUGAUACUUUCCUCGAGGAUGAAAGCAUUGUUACCAAUCCUCGGCUUGUCAUUCGCUGGAUUGGAGUUGAGCAGUACAUUACCCGUCAGGAUGGAUCCCCUCUAAUGGAUGCCCUUGUUCACUGGCGUCAAGAAGCACUCCGCCGACGAGAGACAGGGAGUAACCUCCGCCCCGUCUCCCCCACCUCCGAAGAUGAUUCCGCACCCACCUCACCUAUUCAAAUUGAAGUCGAGGAUGAGGACGGCCGCAAGGAUUCUGAGCCAAUCCGAGCCCAAUCCGAACCGCCGGAAGAAACUGAGGAUCACCAGAACGACGAAGAACAAGCUACAGGGAACAAGCCUACUUCGUUGUCUUGGGUGCAGUGGUGGAGUCGUAGUCGAAAUAACGGUACUACUCGACCCGCGCUUCCUGCGUCGAACUCUGCACCGACACCUUCCGCUGAGAUACCACCACCGCCCUCCGCUCCACCCGUCGAACCAUCCAAAGAAGUGGAACCUACCAAAUCCGAACCCGGGAAGCCAGAAGAACCACCACAGGAACCUCCUCGCAAGAAGAAGUUUGCAAAGACGCUCCGACUUACCUCUGAUCAGUUGAAAUCUUUGAACCUUCAACCUGGUCCCAAUUCAAUCACUUUCUCGUUGUCCGCCACUGGUGCUGUUGCAGCGACAGCCAGGAUCUUCGUCUGGGAUCACACAGACCUUGUUGUCGUCUCCGAUAUCGACGGCACAAUCACAAAGUCUGAUGGGCUGGGCCAUGUCUUUGCCAUGAUUGGUCGUGACUGGACUCAUCUGGGUGUUGCCAAAUUGUACACCGACAUCGCCAGAAAUGGGUACAAGAUCAUGUACCUCACAUCGCGCGCAAUCGGGCAAGCAGAUGCCACCCGUGGGUAUCUGAAGGGUAUCAAGCAAAAUGACUAUCAGUUGCCUGAAGGACCUGUGAUCAUGAGUCCUGACCGGCUAAUGGCGUCUUUGCAUCGGGAAGUCAUCAUGCGCAAACCAGAGGUGUUCAAGAUGGCCUGUCUCCGCGAUAUCCAGAGGUUGUUUGGCGAGCAUGCGAAAUACCCGUUCUAUGCUGGAUUUGGCAAUAGGAUCACGGAUGCGCUUUCAUAUCGCAGUGUGAACAUUCCCAGUGCGCGAAUCUUCACCAUUGACUCGACGGGUGAAGUCAAGAUGGAGCUGUUGGAACUUGCGGGCUACAAGUCUUCGUACAUCCACAUGACGGAUCUCGUGGACCAAAUGUUCCCUCCAAUCCACCGUAAAUGGACACCCGAGUUUACAGAUUUCAACUACUGGCGGGCACCCGUUCAAGAAUUCCCCCUUCCCGACCUCUCUCCACCUUCUCCAGCUCUAAGCGCCCGCUCCGACACAUCCAACCAAAGCGCCCUUGCUCGUCUCCGCAACUUCAGCCUCGUCGGAUCGCGUCAAUCUACCAUGAACGAUGACGGGGAAUACAGGAAUAACCAGUUGAGGCAGAUGUCCUCGUUCGAGAGGCUCAGCUCGACACUUGGGUUUAUGAGCAGCGUGAAUAGUGGUAGCGGGAAUAGGAGUGCAAGCCCAGAUCCGUUCACCUCAGACGACGAGGACGACGGGACGUUGUCUGACUCUGGAAGGAGGAGGGAGAGGCGAAGGAGUAUCACGAGCAUGCCUGGGUCGUUGCAUGAUCAUGACAUGGAUUUCGACGACGAGGGCGAUGAUGAAGGGGAAUAUGACGACGAGGACGAAGAGCAUCAGGACGAUGGACUGGAGCCUGAAGAACAUGCGGAAGAGGCGUUUGACGAAGAUUUGUUGGCAGCGGGUGAGAUGCAGAAGGUUCCUUUCCUCUAA